CACCACGCGCCUACUUCUCUCACUCACAAGCCUAGAUGCACUAGCACGUUCGUCCACCCCAUAGCCACAUAUCGUCACAAACAUCUUCUCAGACGUCACACACCUUCGCCUACGCACAAGCCCAGAGGCGCUCAGCACCUUCCUCGAACCGUAGCCACGCGCCGUCAACAUGGGUGGCGAUCUCAACCUCAAGAAGUCAUGGCAUCCCCAUUUGCGGAAGAAUCAAGAGCGAGUAUGGAAGGAAGAGAAGUCUGCGCUUGAGGAGCGCAAGCAAAUCGAGAAGCUGCGCAAGGAGCGCGAAGAAGAACGCGCACUUGAGGAACUCCAAAGGCUACAAGAAUCCGCCGGGGGUAGAACUGUCACAAGGCGCGUCGACUGGAUGUACUCUGGACCGAGCGGCGACGGCGCAGGCGUCACCGAAGAGCGCGAAGGCUACCUACUCGGCAAGCGCAGGAUCGACCAACUACUCAAGAACGACACCCAAGACCUUCAGAAAGGCGCCACCGUCGGCAUCAAUGCACUCGGAAACGCAAACGCAAACUCAGCGCGCGACACACAGAAGAAAGUUCUCGAGGAUCCACUCCUGAUGAUCCAGAAGCAAAAGAUGGAGAUGCAGCUGAAGGCGAUGAAGGACGCACAGAAGCAAGCUAAAUACGAAGAGAAGCGGAGUAAAGAGAAGGACAGAGAUAGGAAGCACAGAGACCGCGAUGACCGCCGAAGACGCUCACGCUCGCCACGCCGGGAUGACAGCAGACGCCACCACCGCAGCCGUCGAGAUCGAUCACGCUCACGUGACCGCGAGAGGAGGCCCCGUGAUGACCAUCAUCGCCGUCGCUCACGUUCGCCACACCGUGGGGGUAGUCAGAGUACUCGCGAGGAGCGAUUGGCAGCCAUGCAGGCGGACGCGGCGGAAACCGAGAAGCAGCGCGCAGAGCGCGUUCGUGAGCAGGAGGGCAAGGACGCGGAGGAGGAGAGGCGCAUCCAGAAUAAUCUGAAUACCUCCAAGCGGCUCAACGCUGGUCUGGGAGGUGACAUGGGGCUGGGUGACUCCAUCUCCAGGGGGCGCAUGAGGACAGAAGUCGAUGCUUAGAAGCAGUAGUCUUUGUCCGAUAAGUCUUAGAGCAGCAUGAUACCCCAAUAAAUUCUUUCCACAUGUUACUGAAGUCUUCC
This is a messenger RNA of Didymella exigua CBS 183.55, 1170 nucleotides long. RefSeq lists its product as uncharacterized. NCBI's taxonomy places the organism in Eukaryota, Fungi, Ascomycota, Dothideomycetes, Pleosporales, Didymellaceae. Gene Ontology annotation, cellular component: U2-type spliceosomal complex. Gene Ontology annotation, biological process: mRNA splicing, via spliceosome. Bases 170 to 1090 code for a protein of 306 amino acids. The transcript has a single exon. The record is from RefSeq and is a predicted model, not a curated record.